CACUGUGGGCUCGUCUCUCCGCGCGCGCGCGCACUCCAGCGCGUCAAAGACUGACGCCGAUGACGUGAGGACUGUUUGCACGUGGGCCGAGGCGCUCCGAGCCCAUAAACAAAGGCACGUUGCGCUCGAGCGCCAGAGAGGAGCUGCAGCUGUAGAGAAGAGCGCGCGAGAGCCUGGACCUGAGAGCGCUCGAGCUCCGCGCAUCAAAAACUGAGAAAUCUCAGUGAACGGAGUCACGGCGCUGCUCACCGGCCGAACGAGAACUGCAGCGAUUCCCCGAGAACCCAAGAAACAGGUGUUUGGAGCCAUGCCCUGUGUCCAGGCUCAGUACGGGAGCUCUCCUCCAGGCGCAAGUCCCGCGUGCCAGACGUACAGCUACAGCGCGGCGGCGGCGGCGGCUGCGGCGGGAGAGUACAGCUGCGACCUGCUCACCCCGGAGUUCGUCAAGUUCAGUAUGGAUCUGACCAACGCCGAGAUCGCCGCCACCUCCGCGCUGCCCAGCUUCAGCACGUUCGCGGAGGGCACCGGCGGCGCGGGCUACGACUCCAAAGCCCCCUGCCUGUACCAGGCGACGGCGCAUUCCGGAGAGCACCUGUCCAUCAAAGCCGAGGACAUGCACUCGCACGGCUACCCGCCUCAAGCCGAGGACGGGACGUCCCACGGCGGAUACUACAAACCGACCCCUCCUGGUUUCUCCUCCGCUUCUCACGCGCCUCCUCCUCCUCCGGCGCCGCACCACCCUCACCAUCACCACCACCAUCACCACGCGUGGGAGGACGCAGGUUCGCUGCACGCCUUCUCGCACGGCUACCUUGCCGCGUCUCACGUGAUGGAGCAGCAGAGGAAAGACGCCGUGUCCAGGCUCUUCUCCUUUAAGCAGAGUCCCGCCGGGGCGCCGUCGUCCUUAGCCGCGUGCCACGUACGCUUUGACGGCGCUCCGUCCGCGCAUCGGUCUCUGGAAAGCACGGGAUUCACGGUGCCGACCGCGCUGAGGAAGCAGCACAGCUUGGGCUUUCCGCACCCGCUGCACGUCGGACACGGUCACGCGCACGGACACGGUCACGCGCUCAAUGAGAGUCCUGUGAGCUCUCCGCCGUGCCGAGGGUCCCCGUCCAGCGAGGGCUUGUGCGCCGUGUGCGGCGACAACGCCGCCUGCCAGCACUACGGAGUACGCACCUGCGAGGGCUGCAAGGGCUUCUUCAAGCGCACAGUGCAGAAAAACGCCAAAUAUGUUUGCCUGGCCAACAAGAACUGCCCCGUUGACAAGAGAAGGAGGAACAGAUGCCAGUACUGCCGAUUUCAGAAGUGCUUAGUCGUGGGGAUGGUGAAAGAAGUUGUCAGAACGGACAGUCUAAAAGGUCGACGGGGUCGACUACCAUCUAAACCCAAGAGUCCGCAGGAUGUCCCAAGCUCCUUAUCACCCGCCAGUCUCCUGAGUGCCCUGGUUAGGGCCCACAUAGACUCCAACCCCUUGAUAGGACGCCUGGAUUACUCUAAAUUUCAGGUAAACCCCGAAUAUCAUGGUGCUGGAGAUGAAAGCCUCCACGUGCAGCAGUUUUAUGACCUCCUAACGGGGUCCAUGAGCAUCAUUCGUGGAUGGGCAGAGAAGAUGCCUGCAUUUACUGACCUCCCCAAAUGCGACCAGGAGCUGCUCUUCGAGUCAGCCUUUCUGGAGCUCUUUGUUCUGAGAUUGGCGUACAGAUCAAACCUGGCAGAAGAUAAGCUAAUUUUUUGCAAUGGUACAGUCCUGCACAAGCUGCAGUGCGUGCGAGCCUUCGGAGAAUGGAUCGACUCCAUCGUGGAGUUCUCUGUCAACCUUCAGAGCAUGAACAUAGACAUCUCCGCCUUCUCCUGCAUGGCCGCUCUUACAAUGCUAACAGAAAGGCACGGCCUUAAGGAGUCCAAAAAGAUGGAAGAGCUUCAGGGCAAGAUUUUAAACUGUUUGAAGGAACACGUGACCUGCAACAGUGGUGGCCUGAACAGCCAAAGUUAUUUGUCCAAAUUGCUGAGCAAAUUGCCGGAGCUGCGUACCCUGUGCACCCAGGGACUCCAGCGUAUCUUUUACCUGAAACUUGAAGACCUGGUUCCGACGCCUGCCAUCAUUGACAAACUCUUUCAUGACACAUUACCAUUCUGAACUCGGAAUUGCUUUCAGACUCUGACCUUUCCACUGGACUUUUCUGAAGCAACUGGCCAUGCAGUGGUCAUGGAUGCACUGAUACACAAAAAAGGAGACUUUUUUUUACACGCUCUUUGAAGUGCUUUAAGAUGGGCACAUUUUUUCAUACUGUAUUUGAAAAACCCUGACUCUUGUACUACGAUGGUCUAGUACAGGUGGUCUAAAGCAGGAAAACCAUGGCCCUGCUGAGCUUAGUGAUUUGACAUGCCUGAUUUAACUUCUUUAAUUACUAAAGAAGGGAAAAACUUACAAUUCUAAGAUGAUUUUCUGUGAUUCUUUUUUGAAACCCUCUGCAUCGAUGCACAUUUAAUUUUUUAGCAGUAACACACUGAUGAAGAAUGAACACAAAAGUUAUAAUUGACAAGGGAUCAAAUAAGAGUAGAUUUUGGGUUUAAAUAUUUUUGGGUGGAAGUGUGAAAAUGGUAAAAAGUGAAAAAAGAAAUAUCAAAUUGAAUAUUUUCAAAUUUGAUGACAAGCAUGACAGGAUUACAGCAUGGCCUUGUCCUUUUUAAAACAUUUCUUUUAAGGUGAAAAGAAAAUCUUUUCUUGUUUUUUUUUUUUUGUAAAAAUGAUGUAGGUUACAACAAGAUAAACACUAAACUCUGCAGGGCCUGUAGCCUAGCACUAACAGUUGUUGGACUGUUGUGAGUUGUUGUGAUUUUGCACUGGGCAAGGAAGGGUUUGCAGUACUGGGAACGCUGACAGCACCAACUAUUCCCAGGAGGCGGGUCCUGCCCUGUUCUCCCCGAAUACAAGUGGAAAAAUAAACAGCGGCACACUGAAGGAGCGAGGAAUAAAGUACAAAAAGACUUACAACGUGACAAAAGAGAGAAAAUUCAUCUAAUCUCUUUUGUUGGAAAAGGGACAAACCAUGUGCUUGUUAAUAGUUUAUCCAUGGAAAUAUCUCAUUGAUUUAAAGCGCGGUUUAAAUGUAUUUGUAUUGUUAUGCGUCACAUAUUCAUAUAAGAAAAAAGUCACUGGACAUUUAAAGGGAAUUUGCAUCUAAUCUAUCAUUGUUCUGUAUGGGUGGCCAGAAAUGGAUGGGUAGCCAGUUGCAAGCGGGGACCUAAGGAACGUGUUUCUGAAUUAAUACUCAAAACCUUGCUGUCUUUUAUUAUUUUUUAGCACAUUUGUCCUUUUUUACAGUUCGCGGAAAAUGGAAAUAUGCAUGGAGUUAUCUGCUAACUACGUCCUCCAGCACUUUGUAAUUUCAUAUUGAAAUAAGGUUUUUGCUUUUCGUUUCUUAACAUUUCGCUCCGACCCGUGGUUUCUAUCCAGCUAUGAACUGAUGUGGUUUUGCAGCGCAGGUCUGUGUGUAUCAUUGCGAAGUACCCGCUAUGAACUUUAGUGCUUUGCAAAAUAAAUCGUGAAUAAAAUUCA
This is a messenger RNA of Astyanax mexicanus (Mexican tetra), 3559 nucleotides long. It is a transcript of the gene nr4a2b, whose product is annotated as nuclear receptor subfamily 4, group A, member 2b. The transcript has 8 exons. Bases 308 to 2137 code for a protein of 609 amino acids. Gene Ontology annotation, molecular function: RNA polymerase II cis-regulatory region sequence-specific DNA binding; zinc ion binding; nuclear receptor activity. Gene Ontology annotation, biological process: central nervous system neuron differentiation; regulation of transcription by RNA polymerase II; dopaminergic neuron differentiation. The record is from RefSeq and is a predicted model, not a curated record. Lineage: Eukaryota; Metazoa; Chordata; Actinopteri; Characiformes; Acestrorhamphidae. Gene Ontology annotation, cellular component: transcription regulator complex; nucleus.